Messenger RNA from Diatraea saccharalis (sugarcane borer), 3258 nucleotides. The record is from the annotation of a GenBank genome assembly. NCBI's taxonomy places the organism in Eukaryota, Metazoa, Arthropoda, Insecta, Lepidoptera, Crambidae.
CUAAAUUUAAUAUUCAAUUUGUUCAUUUAAUGUUAAAGGCACGUUCCUUUAAGGUGAGCGGCAUGUUCCGUAACGAAACAGAUCAUUGAUAAUUGGCUAUACAAAGACAACACAACUGUGGGUAAAAUUUUUAUUGUCUAUGGGCAAGGCGAUUAGCUGUCUUCGUUCCAAAUCCCCACCCUUAAUCCUUGGGUGACGGUUUACUACUGUGAUUUCAAAUUGUUAACUGCGCGCACCUAAUUUUGAUUGAGCUUGGUGAAUUGUUCGUUAUCGAGAAUAAGGACAUUUCGGAAGAACGGUGGAUCAGUGCCUAUGGACUAUAUAUCGUGUAUGAUAUAUUCGCUGGUAACCGCGUCGACGCACCCCGUUCCAGAACCCAGCCCUCGGAAACCGUGGCGGUAAAGGAUCGCUUGCGGUGAGUCGCCAACCCCUGCUUAAUAUCGUACACCUUCCUUCCCAUACCACUCCAAACCCCGAUCUCGUGCGACGGAUAGGGGCAGAGCUGUGGGGCUCCAAAGUUUGGGGGGUCACUUCACCCCCCUUUUUUGAGGGGCUGUAGCUCGGGCAGCUUUUGUCGUAGGAGAACGGGAUUUUCCGUAUAUACCACCCCCUGCCAAGCUCUACCAGACCCGUAGGGCAAAAUUGCCCUAGCUCAAGGUCCCGGGGCAAACUCAUCUGACCCCGGAAAUAGGUGCGGCAGGAUUCCCUCUAUCCAAUACCAAAAAGUCCCAGUUCCACAGGGUCAAUAGUUUCGGAGAUAUCGGCACUCGUCCCAUUCGGGCCGAGUUUUUUGCCGAUUUUCAAAGGGGUAUAUCUCCGAAACUACUCAUCGCAGCGGGGCAAGAUAGGUAUCAAAUAACGGGGCUUUAAAAGCUCUAGUGGACGGCGCGAGACGCAAUUUGAUAGACUCCGGACUUACCGGAAAAAAUCCGGAAAACGUGGGAAAAGCUAUAACUUUAAGGAUUUUUAAUCUAAAAAUUACUAAGGGUAAAGCAGGACAAGACAAUAAAGAUUUACAACUAGAAUCAUCGUUUUUGCUUUAUUUGACUAUAAAUUUUUUGACUUUAUUUAUUUUACCCCUUUUUUAAACUUUUCCCAAAAAUUCUUAUACUGACCUAAUAUAUUUAAGUUCUUUUGACAUCGUACCCUAUUGGGGCGAGUCCUAGUACAUAAGUUUUCAACAUUGACGCAUAGAGCUAGGCUCUGCGAUAUACAAACAUAACAUAUAACAAAUAACAAACACCCAAGCAAGUUACGAAUAAAUAAUAACAUUAACACUUACAUACACAACGAAGAGAAGACUCGCAGUAGAUCUGCCGACUGGACAGCAACAUCUGAAACAAACACAUACAUUAACACAUAUACAAAAAACACAAAACACAAUAAUUAUUAUUAAGACAGGAGACUUACCCCCACUAAGUAAUAAAUUAAGAGAUUCUGAAAUAGAGAACGGAAUCAAAAAUGUUGCGAUCACCGAAACCAACACAGAGGCAAUCGGGUAGCCAAAUACCGACUCCAUCCCCCCGAAUGAGUUUGGAAAGCAACCCGAAAACACCGAAAAAGCAAACGGGAAUGGGACCACAGGAGUGGGGCCCAGACAUGGAAAGGUUCUGGGGGGACUUAACAACGAUUGCAAAUAGAAUAGCGAAAGUCCUAGAAGUUCUAGAAACACAACCUACAUUGCGAAAAGACUCUAAGGACAAAUUGAUACAAACCUUAAAGAAGACCAAGGAAAAGGCAAAAGGAAUGGAAACAACAGCCGAAGAAAUUCGAACAUAUAUAGAGGAGCAAGAGAUAAGGUUUGAUAGAUUAAAAAGAGAGAACGAAGAAUUACUAAAGGAGGGAAAAAUAAUGGAAAGACUCAGUGGUUUCGAAAUAGAUCUCAACAGAAAGCAGGACAAUACACUAGCAAAAAUAGAAAAGACGAUGGAAGAAUGGGAUGAAAGAGAAAGGAAGAGAAUGCAAGAAAAAGAACAAUAUACAGUAGACUUCAAAACACACAGAGAAAUAGAGGAAAAGGUAGAAACACCAAGUCGGAUAAUGAAAAAACUAGAGAGUAUUGAAGACAACCUGACAGCAGAGAUUAUAGAUGUGGGAAGAAGAAUGAGAGAAAAGGCUGAAGAUAGCGAAAUUACUAUAGAAAGGAUAAUAGAAGGAAAAAUGAACGAAGUCGAAAAAGCGCUGAGAAAUAAAACAGACACGGGGGGAUAUAACAUUAGCCCAGACGAAACAAUAAAAACGAUAGAGGCAACAAGGGAUUUCUUAAACAACAGAAUCACCCAUGCACGAGAAGAAACAAUAUCUGAAGUAAGAACAAGAACAGAAUCCCUGACAAAGAAAUUAGUAGAAAUAGGAAAUACAAAAGAGAGAACAGUAACAGAACACACAGACACAAAGACCACAUAUGCUGAGGUACUAAGGGAACGCAAAACUAGAGUCCCGAAAACCCUCCACUCUAUUAUAAUAUCGUCUGACAAUUACAUGGAUACGGCUGAAGAUGUCCUAAAUAAAGCCAAAGAAAGAAUCGAAGCAAAAAAGGAAGGACUGAGAAUAGACAGAAUUAGAAAAUGUAAAGACGCGAGGAUAAUAAUAGGGUGCGAAACGACAGAACAGAUAAACAAAAUAGAGGAUAAAAUUAAACACAGCAAAGGACUAAAGGUGGAAAAAAUCACAAACAAAGACCCACUGGUUAUAAUAAAAGACAUAUUCAACGGAAUAGAAGACGAAGAGAUGCUAAAAGCAGUUAAAGAUCAAAACAGCAGUAUAUUCCAAGGGCUUAACGAAGAAGAAACAAAAAUGAGAAUUAAAUUUAAAAAGAGCGCAAGAAACAGAAACACCACCCAUGUAGCCUUGCAAAUUAAACCAGUGCUUUGGCAAAGAAUGACCGGGGCGGGAUACCUCCACAUAGACCUUCAAAGGGUUAGGGUGGAGGACCAGUCCCCGGUCAUUCAAUGCACAAAGUGCUUAGAGUUCGGACAUGGGAGAAAAUUUUGUACUGAGAGCGCGGACAGAUGUAGCCAUUGCGGGGGAUCUCAUCACCGAACGGAUUGCCCGGACAGGGAUGAAAAACCUCCGAGAUGUCACAACUGCUCGCGCUCAGAACUGCAGGAUACCUCCCACAACACCUUUGCCAGGGAAUGCCCAGUCAGAGCCAAAUGGGAUUUCCUGGCAAGAGCCACGACAGCAUAUACAUAAUUGGAGCAAUACACAAAACAACACAACACACAAACAAACAAUAUACCACAAACAGGAAAGUAG